Messenger RNA from Falco peregrinus (peregrine falcon), 1940 nucleotides. It is a transcript of the gene FASLG, whose product is annotated as Fas ligand. Gene Ontology annotation, biological process: positive regulation of canonical NF-kappaB signal transduction; extrinsic apoptotic signaling pathway via death domain receptors; immune response. The transcript is spliced from 4 exons. The record is from RefSeq and is a predicted model, not a curated record. NCBI's taxonomy places the organism in Eukaryota, Metazoa, Chordata, Aves, Falconiformes, Falconidae. Gene Ontology annotation, molecular function: tumor necrosis factor receptor binding. Gene Ontology annotation, cellular component: membrane. The coding region runs from base 73 to 948 and encodes 291 amino acids.
AGCAUUUUGAGGUUUGCUGUUGAUGCUUUCAUUGAGCUGCAGCAUCUGAGCUGGGGCUUUGCUGCCGGAGCGAUGCAGGUGUAUAAAGGCAGAGCUGGGUCUUCCCCCAGGGCUCAGUCGGGGGCAGCCCCGGCAGGCUUUGGCUGCCGUAUGGAAGAUCACACCAAGCCCAUCCCGCUCCCGGCCAUGCAGCAGAACUUGAACUACGUGUACCCCCAGGUCUUUUGGGUGGACGGCUGCACCAGUGCAAGUGCUUCCAGCCCCUCGGCACCCCCUGUCACUCCUUUCCCACCACCAGUACCUGACCGAAGGACAAAGCCAGGGCACAACAGGGAAAGGAGGAGCGUUGGCUUCCUGGUGAUCUUCAUGCUGAUCCUGCUAGCCCUCACUGGAGUGGGGCUGAGCAUGUUUCAGAUCUUCCACCUGGAGAAGGAACUGGCUGAACUCAGAGAGUCUGCCAGCACUGAGCACAUCCCUCCAGCUCUGGAGAAACUCAUAGGGCAGAAGGAGCAGUCAAUGGAAAAGGAAGCAAGGAAGGCAGCACACCUAACAGGGAAUCCAACCCAGCGGGACCUCCCUCUGGAGUGGGAACCCAUCUCUGGGCAUGCCUUCACCGAUGGCAUUCAGUACCAUGAGCAGGGUCUCGUCGUCAAUGAGACCGGCCUGUACUUCGUGUACUCCAACGUGCUCUUCCGAGGCAGCAUCUGCAGCAGCCAGAUGUUGACCCACAUUGUCUACAAGAAAAACCCAACCUUGCCAGGCAGCCACGUGCUGAUGGAGGACAAAGGCAUCAACUACUGUACGGGCCAGAAAACAUGGGCCCGGAAAAGCUACCUAGGGGCUUUAUUCAAGCUCAGGAAGAUGGACAGUUUGCACGUCAAUGUGUCUAAAAUCGCUCUGGUUAAUUUUGAGGAGUCCAAGACAUUCUUCGGCUUAUUUAAGCUUUGAAUGGGGCUGUUGGACCCCAUACUAGGAUGCAUGAGGGGUUGAGUGCUGACUGAAGGCAGUGGCCAAGCUAGGGUCUUGCACCAUGAAGCCCACCAAGAAGCCACGUCUUAGCCUUCAGUGGAAGAGGGCUCAAGCACCUGGUGAAUGCUUGAAAGCAGUUCUCUGGGAAGCACCAGGGCUGUACUACACGAACCUGAAGAGAAUUGCGCAUUUUCCCCCUCUGGAAAAAACCAACAAACUGAAAAUGUAGUGUGUUGAAGAGCCUGUUGAAACUCACUACUUGCUACCUGAGAAGAUGCUGGUGGCAGGAGACCCACAGGGUGUCAUGGCCCUGGUGGACUUGGGCCAGCCAGUGGGUAUUGAGGAGACCCCCUGAGGCAAGGCUGCUGGUACCUGGGCCGUGCCAUGCCACACUGCAGGCAGUGGUGUGGAAAUGAGUAGUCCGGAGUUCUCAGCUGCCUGCCCCGAGCCAUGGCUGGCCACCCUGGCCAGGCAUCUGGCACUGACUGCUGUACAACAGGCGCCCACCUGCUAGCUGGCGUGUUAUGCGUGAUAUGUUCAUUUUGUUAAGUUAUCAACUGUUCCUGUCCCAGAAAAUGUCCCCAGACCCCUUUAUUUAACUCAUCCUGACUGCCUUGCAAGGGAUGUGCCAGAAGCACGGGUGCCAUGAAGGGUGUCCCAACCCUGGAGAGAAACCCCUACUGCACUGUGGUGGUGGGGCUGGGGGGGGAGGCAAUCUGCUGAUGGGACCUGAACGACACAGAAGUGGAGGGCGGUGGGGCCAGAGAUGAAAGCAGCAACUUCAACUCCCUUCCAGUCCUUUUGUUCCCCAUGGAUUCCCCACGGAGACUUGGUCUUGCCACCCCCUUUGUGGUGCAGGUAGAGGUGUGCUGGCCACCACCAAUGGCGUGGCUUCGGCUGGCCCCCUUGUCACAGGAUAUUCUCUCCUGAGCAAAACACAGAUGGUAAAUAAAGAUAUAUUUUUAUAGUAA